AUGAUAAGACGAAAUAUAUUAGUUAUACAGGGAAGAUCAUUUUGUCAAUCUUCAUAUUUAGCAGAAAGUUUAAAACCAAAACCUGACAUCGAGAAUAAAGUAACAACUAAUGGCGAUUCAAACGACAUCACUAAGAUAGCACUUAAUACAAACAAGCCUGGAGAUGAUGGCUCAUUAAAGAGAGAUGAUAGGGUAAAAAAUUUAAUUAAUCGGCUUACGGCAACUGGACGACACGAAGCUAAACGAAAUCCGACUACGACGAAUGCAAGCGAUGCCUAUAAAUUGUUUCAAAAUCCAGAUAAAUUGAAAGCCUUGAAAAGAAUGUUUGCACAACCAAAGGUAUCCAAAAGGCGGGUCAAAAAACAUGUUAAGGAAAAGUUUCAAAAAAAGCAUACUGAAAAGAAUACCAAGACAUCAACUGAACCAUUCUUCAAAGACAAGUCAACAGAUAAAUAUUUAACGAGUAACAACAUCAAGAAGCACAAUUUAGAACAAUUUGUUGCCCCUAAAAAUGAAGAUAUUGCAAGACUAGCUCAUAAUUUAGAUCGAGUAUUAUUUUCACCAGGAGUCCAUUUUUUACAAGACCCUAGAACUCGAAUAUAUAAUUUUUCCCCAUUUUUGAAAAAAGUGAUCCAUUAUAAAGAUUUCAAUUUUAAAGCUAUUGAGAAUUAUACACCAGUAUCGAAACAUCAACAAUUGUUGGAAAACUCCCAAAAAUUUGAAAAACAAUUCUAUUCGUCAACUUCUUCCAUGACAUCUUUAUUAUCGAAAUUUUAUCAUUUUUUGAAUAAAUAUGAUAGAUAUAAUGUUAAACGGUUUGGUCCGAUUCCAUUCACAGGGAUGAGUAAUGACUUGCCAACUAAUUUGAUUCUAAAACCUCAAGGUGAGUUUAUGGAUUCAACAACAAAGGAGAAGAAACCAGUCUAUUCUAUUCAAGCUGAUAAUUCGUGUGAUUUAGAUACUUUACUUAGUGCCAUGGGGAUGUGCAUGGAAACAUUAUUAACAAACCCACAAAAUGAAUUUGUCAAGUACCAUAAGGAUAGUGGUGUUGAGUUUAAUGAACCACUUGGUAAUACUUAUAACUAUGCAUCUUAUGGGGACUUUUUAUUGAGAUCACAGUUGGAUUGCUAUGAUGAAAGAUUACCAGGAAAUGGUACUUUUGAUUUGAAAACUCGAGCAUCCAGUAACAUUAGAUAUAAUUCCAAAAGUGGAUCUUUAGAGAAGAAUGAUUAUCAGAUUUGGAGAUUGAAUGGCACUUAUGAAUCCUACGAACACGAGUUCAGAGAUAUGAUAAGAACUGGAGCCAUGUUGAAGUACUUAUUCCAGGCAAGAAUAGGGCAAAUGGAUGGUAUUUUCAUUGCCUAUCAUAGUAUCAAUACCAUAUUUGGUUUCCAAUAUUUGCCGCUUGAGGAAUUAGAUAAAUUGUUUUACACUAGAGACACCAUUAGUGAAUUCCCUGACGUUAGUGUCAGAAAUUUGAAUGAACAUAGAUUGCCUGACAAGUUACCAUCCUUGAUUGGGGAAACACAAUUUAAGUUUUCGUUGGAAAUCUGGCAAAAGUUAUUACAAGAACAUAUUUUGAAAGAUUUGAACAAAGAAUUCAACAAUAAGCCAACUCCAUUUAGAUUGAGUGUGAAAUAUGACGCAUUAGCACAUCUAUUAAGAGUGUUUGUUAUACCAGCUACUGAUGAAGAGAUUGAUGUGUUACAAUCAUUUCCAGAAAGAUUCAAACGUGAUUUUGCUGAAGAUGAGAAUUUGGGUGAGGUGAAGAAACACGCCAGAGAGUUAACAAAGUUCAACGAAAAAUGUCUUGAAACAAAGGAAGUAUUCUCCUAUGUUAUUCAAAUGGAUUCAUGUAUGAUUGAUGGUAAAAUUAGACAAUACCAUCAAUUACCCCGUGACUAUUUCAAAGAUUGGCAAUUAAUAUAUAAUAUCAAGAGAACGAGCAACGCUCCUAAGAAAUACGUCAGCAAUUUAUUGAGAUUCCCUGAUACAAAGAUUUCUCAACGUUUAAAGAAAGUUCAUCAACUUUAUGAAAAAAUAGGAUCAAUUAGAAAAAAGUCAUGGCAAGAAAAAGACAAAAAAUCACAAGUGUAUCAUCCCAAAUUCAAGUUUUGA
Messenger RNA from Candida albicans SC5314, 2118 nucleotides. It is a transcript of the gene PET127, whose product is annotated as Pet127p. Bases 1 to 2118 code for a protein of 705 amino acids. Gene Ontology annotation, biological process: mitochondrial RNA 5'-end processing. Lineage: Eukaryota; Fungi; Ascomycota; Pichiomycetes; Serinales; Debaryomycetaceae. The record is from RefSeq and is a predicted model, not a curated record. Gene Ontology annotation, cellular component: mitochondrion; mitochondrial envelope. The transcript has a single exon.